Eimeria necatrix is the source of this 1887-nucleotide messenger RNA. RefSeq names its product vacuolar ATP synthase subunit b, putative. The coding region runs from base 1 to 1887 and encodes 628 amino acids. Gene Ontology annotation, biological process: proton transmembrane transport. The transcript has 2 exons. NCBI's taxonomy places the organism in Eukaryota, Apicomplexa, Conoidasida, Eucoccidiorida, Eimeriidae. Gene Ontology annotation, cellular component: proton-transporting V-type ATPase, V1 domain. The record is from RefSeq and is a predicted model, not a curated record. Gene Ontology annotation, molecular function: ATP binding; proton-transporting ATPase activity, rotational mechanism.
AUGGCCCCCUCCGCGAGCGCCCAGGGCCCCGGGGGCGCCGCUGCUGCUGCCAGCCGAGCAGCAGCAGCACGCGAACAUGUGCUGGCAGCAACGCGGGACUACCGCGUGGCCCCGCGGCUGGACUACCGCACAGUUGCUGCAGUGGAGGGGCCGCUGGUGAUCCUCGACGACGUCAAGUUCCCCAAGUACUCCGAGAUCGUCACUGUCCACCUCGGCGACGGCAGCACCCGCGAGGGCCAGGUCCUGCUGCUGCUGCUGCUGCUGCUGCUGCUGCUGCUGCUGCUGCUGCUGCUGCUGGACCCCCCUUGCAGCCCCUCGUUGGAACCGCCUUCGCAAGCCGGUGCCAGUGCUUUGCGCAAAUGGAAGCCCCGCGGCGUCUCCGCCGACUGCGUGCCUCUUUUCUGCUGCUGCUGCUGCUGCUGCUGCUCCGCUGCUGCUGCUGCUGCUGUUGCUGCCCCCCCCUUGCAGCCCCUCGUUGGAAGCGCCUUCUCGAGCCGGUUUAAGGAAUCCGCGUCUCCUUGCUGCUGCUGCUUGGCUGCUGCUUUGCUGCUGCUGCUGCUGCUGCAGGUGUUGGAGGUGAAGGGUCGGCGGGCGGUGGUGCAGGUGUUUGAGGGCACAGCGGGGAUCGACAACCGGCGUUGCCACGCGGAGUUCAGCGGCGACGUGCUGAAGAUGGGCGUGAGCGAAGAGCUGCUGGGGCGGGCCUUCGACGGCAGCGGCCGCGCCGUGGACAGGGGGCCCCCCGUGUUGGCGGAGGACUUUUUGGACUUGAACGGAUUUCCGAUAAACCCGCAGUGCCGCGUCUUCCCCCGCGAGAUGAUCCAGACUGGGCUGAGUGCCAUAGACGUGAUGAACAGCAUAGUCCGCGGCCAGAAGAUCCCCCUCUUCUCUGCUGCAGGCCUUCCUCAUAAUGAGAUCGGGGCGCAGAUCUGCAGACAAGCCAGCCUCGUUGCGGGAAAAGAUGUCAAAGACCACUCCCAAGACAACUUCGCAGUGGUCUUCGGCGCCAUGGGAGUCAACGUGGAGACCGCGCGGUUCUUCCGGCGGGACUUCGAGGAAAACGGAAGCAUGGAAAGAGUUUGCCUCUUCUUGAACUUGGCCAACGACCCCACCAUAGAGCGGAUAGUGACUCCGAGAUUAGCUCUAACAGCAGCGGAGUUCUUGGCUUUUGAAAAGGAAAUGCAUGUCUUUGUAAUCCUCACUGACAUGGCGGCGUAUGCAGAUGCUCUUAGAGAGGUCUCAGCCGCCAGAGAAGAAGUCCCGGGAAGAAGAGGCUACCCCGGCUACCUCUACACGGACUUGUCUUCGAUUUACGAGCGCGCGGGCCGCGUCGAAGGCCGCGGCGGCUCCGUCACGCAGUUUCCGAUCUUGACGAUGCCCAACGACGACAUCACUCACCCCGUGCCGGACUUGACGGGGUACAUCACAGAGGGGCAGAUCUUCGUGGACAGAGCUCUUCAUAACAGGCAAAUUUACCCUCCAAUUAAUGUUCUUCCUUCUCUUUCGAGGCUCAUGAAGAGCGGCAUUGGACACGGCAUGACUCGGGAUGAUCAUCCUGCUGUUUCCGAUCAGUUGUACGCGAACUACGCAAUUGGCCAAGACACGCGGGCGAUGAAGGCGGUGGUGGGGGAGGAGGCGCUGUCAGCCGACGAUAUGCUUUACAUGGAAUUCACUGACAAGUUCGAACGCCGCUUUCUGCAGCAAGGUCCUUACGAGGGCCGCGACGUCUUCCAAAGUCUGGACAUCGCCUGGGAGCUGCUGCGGACUUUUCCCGAAGACAUGCUCAAGAAGAUCCAGCAGCAGCUCCUCGCCAAGUACUACCCGCGCACCAAGUACAUCCAGGCCCAGGCCGCGGACAAGCGGCAGCCCCCGCAGCAGCAGCAGUGA